Ruditapes philippinarum (Manila clam) is the source of this 1841-nucleotide messenger RNA. Its product is annotated as interferon-induced protein 44-like. Lineage: Eukaryota; Metazoa; Mollusca; Bivalvia; Venerida; Veneridae. The record is from RefSeq and is a predicted model, not a curated record. The transcript is spliced from 6 exons. The coding region runs from base 8 to 1402 and encodes 464 amino acids.
AUUCAGAAUGGCAGGAAAACUUACACUUUCACAGAAAAAGCAGUUACUGACAUACAUACAAGAAUACAAAAAGGAUUUCCGUUUGUUAUAUAGCUUUUCGAAGGACGGGGCAAAUUCUUCAACUUUCCAUCAACUCUGCAAUGACAGAGGACCAACUGUCACCAUCGUAUAUGACGUUGCAGGUACAAUUUAUGGCGGAUACACAGAGAAAAGCUGGUCGUCAUCAGGACAGUACGUAAAGGAUGAUCGUGCUUUUCUGUUUCGACUUCAACAAAACGGAAAGACAGAUCCUUCGAAGUUUGCUGUUAAGGUCCCCGAUAGAGCAAUAUAUUGCAAUGUAGGCUAUGGCCCGGUAUUUGGUGGCGGUUAUGAUCUGUGCACGUUUAGUGGAACAGUUACUGAAACAAAUGGCACUUACCCAACAAAUGCGAGUUAUAAGUUUGGUUAUUCGUACGACAUGGCAGGAAUUUCGGUUGAAGAGCUUACAAACAACAUCGUCACAUUCAGUGAAUUGGAGGUCUACAGCGUAACGGAUUCGGUGCUUGUGCCAGUUUGGAGGGAUAUAGGCGGCUGGGAACAUCAGGACCUGGACCAGCUAAAACAUGACAUCGAAAAUUGGUCCCCUCCUCAAGGGGUCGGUCUAAAAUCUGCAAACAUUCUUCUCCUCGGACCUUUUGGUGCCGGAAAGUCAAGUUUCUUCAACACGAUUGCUUCUUGCUUCCGUGGACAUACCACUGAACAGGCUAUGUGUGGCAGUGCAGAGUUAAGCAUUACAACAAAGUAUAAUAUGUAUCGGGUUCGAGGGUCUGCUAUUACGCAACCAAUGAAAUUCAAACUGUGUGACACACGUGGACUUGAAGAAAAUCAAGGUAUUGACGCCCAAGAGCUUGGUUACUUGAUAGACGGCAAUGUACCAAACGGAUACGAGUUUAACCCCUCCGUUCAAAUUUCGCCGGAAACACACGGAUUUGUUACGACCCCUACACCAAGCAAUAAGGUUCACUGCGUCUGCUUCGUCGUCGACGGGACUUCAGCUGCAGAUUUGUCUGCGAAAAUGGUAGUGAAAAUAAAAACUCUACAAGCAAAAGUCCGUCGGAAAGGUUUAUCGCAGGUAGUUAUCGUUACAAAGAUAGACAAGGUAUGUUUCCACGUUAAAGAAGAUGCAUCAACAGUAUUCCGGAGUGCUUCGGUCAAAGAACUUAUUGACAGUGUUGCAACGAUUUUCGGCAUUUCCAGAAACCAUGUUCUCCCUGUGAAAAACUACGAAAAAGAAAUCAAUACAAAAGAUACAAUAAGCAUUCUAGCACUGCGAGCGAUGCAGCAGAUUCUACGUGCAACUGAUGACUAUAUGUUAAAUCUUCUAGAUUCAUCUGAUGAUAAAAACAAUCACUCAGAUGAUUAACGUGCAGAAUAUCUAACCUGGCAAAAAAGCAAAAAGGAAAUAAUAUAAUGAAUAAGAACUUACACCCAAGUUCUAGGAUAAGAUCGACAUAUGUUCCAGAAAAUUAAAAGUUAACGCAUUCAAGAUAUACUCUUACACUCUUACUAUUAUAUUAUUCUUGCAGGAAUGCUGUUUUUCUAUUUGCAUGACUACAUAGAAAUUAUUAUCGAAUUUGAUUGAUAAGGGUCGAUGUCUCCAUUGAGAUUUCUAUUUUCUAUAUUUCUUUAUCUCACGUUUCACUAUCUCUAUAUCUCCAUUCAUCUUCUAUGUCUUACUAUCUCUAUAUCUAAAUCCAUAUUUCUAUGCCUUAAUUACUAUCUCUAUAUCUCCAUCCAUAUUUCUAUGCCUUACUUACUAUUUCUAUAUCACCAUCCAUAUUUAUAUGCCUUACUUACUAUCU